Molecule: messenger RNA, 1149 nt
Organism: Athene cunicularia (burrowing owl)
Lineage: Eukaryota; Metazoa; Chordata; Aves; Strigiformes; Strigidae
Gene: RPA2
Product: replication protein A2
Exons: 6
Coding region: 17-601 (194 amino acids)
Biological process (GO): nucleotide-excision repair; double-strand break repair via homologous recombination; DNA replication
Cellular component (GO): chromosome, telomeric region; site of double-strand break; DNA replication factor A complex
Source: RefSeq, a predicted model, not a curated record
ACCGCAGGUCACCGUUAUGGGGAUCAUUCGACACGCCGAGAAAGCACCGACGAACAUUCUCUACAAAGUGGACGACAUGACGGCAGCCCCGAUGGAUGUCAGGCAGUGGGUCGAUACUGAUGAGGCAGGUGGUGAGAAUGUUGUGGUACCUCCAGGAACUUAUGUUAAAGUAGCUGGUCAUCUUCGGUCUUUCCAGAAUAAGAAAAGCUUGGUGGCAUUUAAGAUCAUGCCUCUGGAAAAUAUGAAUGAGUUCACCACACACAUACUAGAGAUUGUCAAUGCACAUAUGAUCCUCAGAAAAAAUCUUAUGUCUGCAUCAAGAGUGCCCCAGUCGUUUUCCUCCGGUGGGAUGGGUGAGAUGGGGGGCUAUGGAGGAGGUGGCAGCCUGCCAGUGAAUGGGCUCACGGCGCAUCAGAGUCAGGUGUUGAACUUGAUUAAAAACUGCCCUGUCCCAGAAGGUAUGAGUCUUCAAGAGUUGAAACUUCAGCUCCACAAUAUGAGCAUGUCGACAAUCAAGCAAGCCGUUGAGUUCCUCAGCAGCGAGGGACACAUCUACUCCACUGUGGAUGAUGAUCACUAUAAGUCAACGGAUGCUGAGUGAAGUUACUUCCAGCUGGAUUUAGUUCUAAGCAAAUGCUUGUCGGUGUUUCAAGUUACCCUGCCGAGCUUUGUGACAUGGAAGGUGAUCUUUGCUCUUUCUAGCCUCUGAAAGUCCCAGUUACUCUAUGAGUGCCUCCACCUUGGAGUUCAGGGACGAGCAGAAUGUACAGGAUUCUGUUAACUGGACUCAAUGAUGUGCUGUGACCAUGUAACAAAGCAUAAACAGAUGUGGGAAAGCUGAGUUCCCACAAAGCUACAUCACCUUCAGUUUGUUUUUGUCUCCUUUGAGGAUGCCUGUGUUAGAAAGAAGAACCUUUCUAAUCUUGUCCUGGGCAGAUUGUCUUUUGUUUCCAGAGCUGUUUCUCCUAACUCAGCUUCCAUUACAUUUCAUUCACAAAGUGGGUAGCUAUCAGUAUAUUCCACUAAUGUAUAGUAAUCAUGAAUAGAUUUUUUAAUUGGUUUCGUUUUUGCAUUUAAAUCUAUAUUUGUACUAUGAGCUGAUCUUGUUACUAGAGCUUUUGAAUGUUUCCAGUAAAUUUUUAAUUUGGG